This is a messenger RNA of Elaeis guineensis (African oil palm), 1897 nucleotides long. Its product is annotated as alpha-galactosidase 3. The record is from RefSeq and is a predicted model, not a curated record. Gene Ontology annotation, molecular function: hydrolase activity, hydrolyzing O-glycosyl compounds. Gene Ontology annotation, biological process: carbohydrate metabolic process. Lineage: Eukaryota; Viridiplantae; Streptophyta; Magnoliopsida; Arecales; Arecaceae.
GUCCAGUAGAUAACAACCGCUUCCACACCAGAAAAAGAGGGCCGCGGUCAGCGCACCGCCUCUUCUUCCUAUUCGAUCACUCCCACAGACCCUCCUCCCCUCUCUUCUCUCUCUCUUUCCAACGGUACCAAGAACAAAUAGGGGAGAAAGAGAAGAGAUGUCGAUGGCCUCCGUUCCCCUCUUUCUCCUCCUUUCCCUCUGCGCCCUCUAUAUCGCCAUGGCGACGAGGAUAUCGCCUCCGUUCCUAGACAUCGAGAGGCCGGCCUCGAGUUUUCGCACCCCCUUCGACACAUCCAACUACGGGAAGCUUCAGCUCAACAAUGGACUGGCCCUCACUCCUCAGAUGGGAUGGAAUAGCUGGAAUUUCUUUGGCUGUAAUAUUAAUGAAGAAGUGAUCAGGGAAACAGCUGAUGCACUUAUCUCAACUGGGCUGGCUGAUUUGGGAUACAAUUAUGUUAAUAUAGAUGAUUGUUGGUCUUCUUUGAGACGAAAUCAGAAGGGUGAAUUGGAACCUGAUCCGAAGACCUUUCCUUCAGGCAUUAAAGCACUUGCAGACUACGUACAUGAAAAAAGCCUUAAGCUUGGUAUCUACUCCGAUGCAGGGGUUUUUACAUGUCAAGUCCGACCUGGAUCUCUCUACCAUGAAAAUGAUGAUGCAGAACUUUUCGCAUCAUGGGGUGUUGACUACUUAAAGUAUGACAAUUGUUUCAACUUGGGUAUAAAACCGGAGGAACGUUAUCCUCCAAUGCGUGAUGCACUCAAUUCAACCGGGCACACCAUUUUCUAUUCUUUAUGUGAAUGGGGUGUAGAUGAUCCAGCCUUAUGGGCUGGCAAAGUUGGAAAUAGUUGGCGGACAACAGAUGAUAUCACUGAUUCAUGGGAAAGCAUGACUGCUAUUGCUGAUCUCAAUGAUAAGUGGGCAUCAUAUGCUGGGCCUGGUGGAUGGAAUGACCCGGAUAUGUUAGAGGUUGGCAAUGGGGGAAUGACUCACAUGGAGUAUCGUGGUCAUUUUAGUAUAUGGGCUCUGAUGAAGGCUCCUCUUUUGAUAGGUUGUGAUGUGAGAAAUAUGACUGCUGAAACAUUUGAAAUCUUAAGCAAUGAAGAAGUCAUUGCUGUAAACCAAGAUCCUCUCGGUGUUCAAGGAAGGAAGGUUUCUGUUGGAGGGAAAAAUGGUUGCAGCCAGGUUUGGGCUGGUCCUCUGUCUGGGAACCGUCUUGUUGUUGCUUUAUGGAACCGUUGUUCUGAAGCUGUCACAAUUACAGCCAAAUGGGAAACACUAGGCCUUGACUCAACCACUUGUGUUUCUAUAAGAGACCUGUGGAAGCAUGAAACUCUACAAGAGAAUGUAGCUGGUACUUAUGGAGCUCAGGUCGAUGCUCAUGACUGCAAAAUAUACAUCUUUUCUCCUACAAGUUCUCUUUCUGCUAAGUACUGGUUGAUAGCUGAUUGUUGAGGAUUGUGUUCUGUCAUCUUCUGAUUUCUUGGUUCUUUUAUUCCCAGUAGUUUCAUGAAACUUUGCCUGAUACUUCACCUGUAGGCCUGUUUGGAAAUGUCACAGAUAUCCAUCCACGUUAUACCUCUCGUGCAAGAAAAAGGUACAAACAAGUUGGAAGUAAAAUGAGGGUGAAAAAGUUUCUAGAAUUCAUGGAUCUUACGAUCCCAGGAUAUUUGAGAUAUCAAAAAUCUCCUUGGACAUGGAUACUAUUAAAUUUAUGAUGAGCAAUGCAAUGAUUCAAUCUCCCACUUCUCUCAUCCUUCUCUGAAAGCUGUUGCCUGCCAGUACUGGUCACAGUGAACUAUGGGUUAGAGAAUGGGACAGGCAUCAUUGCUCAACAGAAUAGGUCAACAAAUCCAUGAACUUACUGUUCAACGUGCACUGUUGAGCAGUAACGGAGCA